AUGGCUUACGUUGCCCUCUGCAAGGCUCUCUACGACUACGUAGCACAGGCCGAAGACGAGCUCAACCUCUCCGAAGACGACUACCUCUACAUUCUCGAAUCCGACGAUUCAGAAUGGUGGAAAGCCAAGCUUCGUCGUCUCAACGAGGAUGGCACUCCCAUCCAAGACGACCCUGACGAGGGCACCGUCGGUCUCGUGCCUGCCAACUACGUUGAAGAAGCCGAACCCAUUCGCCUUAGCCGAGCUCUCUACGACUAUGAAGCACAGACCGAGGACGAGCUCUCUAUGGCCGAAGACGAAUUGCUACGUGUUUACGAGUCUGAUGGCGUCUGGCUGCUUGUCAAAAAGCAGGGCAACGAUCCUCUCAGCGGUGGUGAGGGCAGACUAGGCUAUGUGCCUGCCAAUUACGUCGAUGAAGCAGAGGCCGUCGAUACAGGUACUGCGCCCGUCACUGAGGACCAAUAUGGCGCUGCAGAAGACGAGGAGGAGGAGGACGACGACGACGACGAUGCGGAUGUCACUGGCUCCGGUGCAGCCAUCCCACAGAUUCAACUCCCACAAACAGCCCACCUCGGUAAGGGUGACGAGAUCAAGAUGUGGCCUGUCUCGGCUCUCGACACCAAGAAAAAGAAGAAGAAGGGCACCCUCGGUAUCGGCAACGCCUCCCUCUUCUUUGCCUCCGAAAGCGACAAGACUCCCGUCCAAAAGAUCAGCGUUCUUCACAUCGCCAGCCACUCGCUCGAAAAGGGCAAGACGCUCCACCUUCAACUCUCGCCUGAUGCGGGUAUGUCCGAAUCCAACCUCGACUUCCACUGCGGCUCCAAAGACGCUGCCAACGAAAUCGUCCGCAAGAUCGAGGCGAGCAAAGCCAAUGCACUCACCGCAGCUGCCGCCCCACCAGCUUCUCCCGCUGCACCUCCUGCUGCCCCUGCUGUGGCUACCGCUGGCGUUCCACUGCCACCUCCUCCACCGCCUGCCCCGCCUGCACCUCCUGCCGCCGCUUCCACACUGCCUCCUCCUUCACGCACUGCCGGCGCCGUCCUGCCACCGCCUAUCCGCAAAACCGUCUCCUUUCAAUCACAACAGGAGGCCGCAGCAGCAGCCGAGCCGGAAGAGACAGUCGAGCAUGGCAUUGCUAUGUACGACUUUGAGGCCCAGGGUGAUGACGAGCUUACCGUCGCCGAAAAUGAGCAUCUCAUCAUCCUCGAGAAGGAGAAUGACGACUGGUGGAAAGUCAGGAAUGAUGCUGGCCAGGAGGGUGUCGUGCCUGCAAGCUACGUCGAAGCAUCAGACGCCGCUGCCUCGGAGGCUGGUGCUUCAUCUGCAAGUGCAUCCGCUGCCGCUCUUGCCGCACAGCAAGAGGAAGAAAAGCGAAUCCGUCAAGAGGAGGACGAAGCUGCUGCUGUCGCUGAAGCCGAGCGUCAACGUGAAGCUGCUGAGGCUACCGCACGUCGACAGAGAGAAACGGAUGAGCGCGAGAAGGAGAGAACUCGACGAGAUGCACUCAAGGCUCAACCUGCACCUGCCCCACCCAAGCUCACACAACGUCCCAGCACCACCGAAGUCACACGCGCCGCUAAGGACGUCUCGAUCCCAACAGGGCGUAGUGCACCCGAACGACCCAAGGAUGGAGGCAGUCGUUCCAAGCCUUCGCCUAACAACACCCGUAUGUGGACUGAUCGGACCGGCCAGUUCAAGGUUGAGGCCGAGUUCCUUGGAUUCAAUCAGGGCAAGAUCCGUCUGCACAAGAUGAACGGAGUCGUCAUUGAGGUGGCGGUCGAAAAGAUGUCGGAUCGGGAUAUCGCUUUCCUCGAGGACAUCACGGGCAAGAAGCUCAAUCCGACGGACCAGGAGAUUGCUGCUGCCUCUUCUGCUUCGCGUCGACGGGAACGAGAACGUCAGUCAAGCAGCCGAUCGCAGGUGCCUUCUUCUGGUACAUCCAUGUCGCGAGAGGAGCGUGAACGUGAACGCGAACGCCGCAAGGAGAAGGAGCGAGAACAGCGUCGUCGAGAGCAGUCCAAGUCCGGUCCCAAGCGUAAUGUGGACUGGUUCGAAUUCUUCCUUGCCGCUGGUGUGGAUGUGGACGAAUGCACACGCUAUGCAAGCUCGUUCGAGCGAGACAAGAUCGACGAGACCGUGCUGCCGGACCUGGAUCCUCCCACGCUGCGUAGCAUCGGUCUGCGUGAAGGCGAUAUCAUCCGUGUGACCAAGUUCAUUGACAAGAAAUACCGUCGCGACAAGACGCAUACUGCUUCCUCUUCGUCUUCUCGUCAGUCAGGUCGUGUCAAUGCCAACACGGCAGCUGACCUGGAGCGACAGAUUAAGGCGGACGAGGAGCUGGCGCGCAAGCUGCAAGAGCAAGAGCAAUCGGCACGUCGUGGUGACUCGGUGAGCCCUGCUCCGCCUCAGCUGUUCUCGGGUCCGGAUGGAACGCUCAAGAACAACACUCGACGGGGCAGACCGACCCCCAAAACAACGGGCAGCAAUAAUGUGGAUGCUGCUUCGUUGGCUGCUGCUUCCGAGUCGUUGGCACGAACCACUUCGCCACCUGCGCGAACGACCACAGCGAGCCCAGCUGCUGCACCCAAACGCACCGGCUCUUCGCUUGCCAACGGCUUCGAUGAUGAUGCAUGGACACCACGACCUCCCAGUACCAAGCCAGCAACGCCUGCUCGUCCCAAUGUAGCAUCGCCGGCACCGCCAGCUCCCACGCCACCUCCGGCUGCUGCUCCUUCGCCAGCACCAGCAGUCGCAGCCUCUCCUGCGCCUGCUGACCCGAACUCGGCGUUGUUCGAGAAGCUGGCAGCGAUGAAGCCUCCCAGUGCAAGCGAGCGGCCGGGAGCCAGCCCUUCGCCUGGAUCUUCGUUCUUGGGACAGAACCAGGCAUACAACCCGAACGCGCCCCGUGGACCCUUUGCGCCUGUGCCAGCCAACCAAAGUCUCUUGCAACCGCUUGUUCCGACUCAGGGUACAGGUCAGUUUGUGCCGACCAAGUUGGGUGCUCAACAAACAGGGAUGAUGGGGAUGCAGAUGACGGGUAUGCAGGGGAUGCAGCCGCAACAGGCUGGAUGGGGCAUGCAAGGUAUGCAGGGUAUGCAGCCUCAGAUGACGGGCUACAGCAACGGAAUGGGUGGCAUGGGUUUGGGUAUGCAACCUCAGAUGACUGGCUUGAACAAUGGCAUUGGCGGAAUGAACGGUUCCUCGCCUUUUGCGGGAGGUCAGAUGAAUAACCAGCAAACUGGAUUCCCGGGUAUGCAACCCCAGCAGACGGGCUUGAACAACUUUGGACAGAACCCACAGCAGAUGGCAGCGCAACAGACCGGGUUUGGGAUGGGUUCACAGCAGCAGGUGUACCAGCAACAAGCAGCACAGGAGGAGAAGGACAAGUUCAACGCAUCGAAUAUCUUCCAGCAGAUGAAGACGGGUGCAUUUGCGAAAGAUCCGAAUGCGGCACCUCAGUCGAGCGACAAGUACGAUGCGUUGCGACCGCAGCCCACUGGAUUCCAACCUGGUGGUGUUAUGCCUCAGUUUACGGGGAUGGGGAUGGGGAUGGGAUUCGGACAGCAGCCUCAACAGCAGCAGCAAGGGUAUCCUCAUAAUGGAUAUGGUGGCUACGGUGGUGGAUACGGUGGUGGAUACUAA
Messenger RNA from Ustilago hordei, 3642 nucleotides. RefSeq lists its product as uncharacterized. The record is from RefSeq and is a predicted model, not a curated record. The transcript has a single exon. Gene Ontology annotation, molecular function: ubiquitin binding; cytoskeletal protein binding; identical protein binding. Bases 1 to 3642 code for a protein of 1213 amino acids. NCBI's taxonomy places the organism in Eukaryota, Fungi, Basidiomycota, Ustilaginomycetes, Ustilaginales, Ustilaginaceae. Gene Ontology annotation, biological process: actin cortical patch assembly; regulation of actin filament polymerization. Gene Ontology annotation, cellular component: nucleus.